Prorocentrum cordatum is the source of this 1108-nucleotide messenger RNA. The record is from the annotation of a GenBank genome assembly. Lineage: Eukaryota; Dinophyceae; Prorocentrales; Prorocentraceae.
GGGUGCGGAGGAGGGGGCGUAGGGCGUGAUUAGCGGUUUCACCAGCAGCGGCUCUGGAUGUUGAGCGCUCCAUCGAGCAAGACGGCUUUUUCCCCAGCGACGACGAGCAGUGGUAGGCAGUUGCGGGUCCGGCCUGCGUCUUUGGCACGCGGCGCUGAGCGGGCGAGCCUUCACAAAGUGAAGGUCGCAGCGAUGUCAUGGCCGCCGUGGUCCUCGCGGUGGCCCGGCAGCUGCUGCUGCUGCUGCCCAGCAGGCGAGUCUUUUCGGAGUGAAGGGCCACCGCCUGUCCUUUAGCGGAUUUCGCUUGCUCUCUGGGCGCAGUCUCGGCGAUCCUUGCCUCAGAACUGCUCCCGAAUGGUGGAAUGGGUGCCCUUCUUUGAUCGAGUUGCAGAGGCAGUUCUCCAGAAUGGCGCGCGUCUAUGCGGGCCAGCGCAAGGACACCUCUUUUCCCGCACCCCGCCGCGAAGCCAUGGCGCCCCUUCCCUCCCGCCCGCACUGGGGAGAUGGAUGGGCGUGGCAGACGCCCAGCCGCGUCCACGGUUCAGCCCAGCGAUCGAGCCGCAGCAUCGUGCUGCCCAUGGCGAUUCCGAGCUUCAUGCUGGCCAUGCUCCUCUGUGGGGCGCGGGCUGCGCAGGUGGCCGGCGCGCGCCUGGGAGCAGAGGGCGGGUGCGAUGCAGCUGCGCUCGCGCAGCUGAAGGGCUCGUUGUCUCAUUCGAGCGCGAAUCAGGAGCUGGCGGCGGCUGCCGAGGAGGAAGCGGCGAGUAACGCCAUCAACGUGACGGGGGGGGCGAGUGGCCUUGGGGCGACUUGCCCUGGUGCCCAGGGCCAGGAGGACCAGGCCUACUUCUCUAGCCAGCAGUUCCGCACAUUUACCAUCGCAGACAUGAUGCGCCUCCAAGGCGUCGAUGAGAACAUGUUCGCCGGGUGGGACGAGAUCCUUUCGCCAAGGCAGAUGGGUUCCUUGAUCGGUAACGCAAUGUGCCAGUCUAUCGUCGAGAGGGUGCUGCGCGGCAUCUACUUGAGCCUCGGCGUUCCAUGCAAGUGAUCGCCCAGCGCAGUUAGGCGCGUGUGAGGCAGGAUAAGUAGGGGAAGAGGAGGAGGAUGCUGA